Messenger RNA from Penicillium daleae, 360 nucleotides. RefSeq lists its product as uncharacterized. The transcript has 2 exons. NCBI's taxonomy places the organism in Eukaryota, Fungi, Ascomycota, Eurotiomycetes, Eurotiales, Aspergillaceae. Bases 1 to 360 code for a protein of 119 amino acids. The record is from RefSeq and is a predicted model, not a curated record.
AUGCAGCGAUACCCAGAAUAUACGCCUGCGUCCUCGCUGGGCCGGGAACUGGGUAUUACGGUUGCGUUUCUUGGGGCUUGUGUGGUGACGAUGGGGGUUUAUUCGAUUGUUUGGAGCCGAAUCCAACUUCGCGCCCAAGCCGAAGACCUCGCCCGACGCAAAGCACUCAAGAACCGCACCGCUACACUACCGGAUACCCUUGACGCGGCGAAUGGCCUGCACUUUGGUAGGAAUAUGAAUGCCGCGCUGGGUGGUGAGCGUGUGUAUGAGAAGAUGGUGGAUCGGUAUGCGCUGCCGGGGGAUCGGGUGGAGUUGCCUGGGCAUGGGAUGGGGAGGGAGGGGGAGGGGGAGCUUUUGUAA